AUGUCCCUAGUCCCUUCUGCGCCCCCUCGACCUGCUCUCCUCAACAAGACAACAAACGCACUCUUGUCUCCUCGAAGUCAUAACUCAGAACCGGAUAUGGGCCCUGGAGUCGAUGUUUGUAAACAAACAAAUAAUAAUACCCCGUCAUCUCCUUCCCAGGUUGUUGGACAGAAGAGGAGUAUAGACCAGGUCGAUGUAGACCUACAUAGACCUAGUACAGCUACCAGCUCGUUUAAUAGCCAGAAUAAGAGGGAGGAUGAGUUUUAUAUCUAUGAUGAGAGUACACAUUCCAGUAUGGAUGUAGAUAAAGAAGCAUCCUUCCUGCAGUAUUCUCAUAAAGCCUCUGAUGGCCAGGAAAAAGGUAUUGAGAAAGGGUGUUCCCAAGAGAGUACCAGCAUGUCCUCACUUCUCAACCUGAGCUUUGAGUCUGACGGUGGGAAUUGUAACAACAAUAACAUCAACAACACUAAUAAUACUAAAGUGAACUCAUUAUCCAACUCACUAAAACGUCCACAAAAAGUUGCUAGACAGCAAACAAUAUCAUCCUCUACUAUCCCCACAGAUCCAGCAGCGCGUAAAUUAUUUAUUCAGCAGAAAGCUGGACUACUUCGAGAAAAGGUCCAAACAGCAAUGAAGAAUAUCAAGGAUCACAGCGAAAUAGACCGCCGUCUUAUGGAGCUUGAAGCACAGAGCCGCCGGUCCUGCAAUACCCCGUCAUCUCUAGGCCAGCAACAAAAGCCUUCAUCAUCGCAUGCCGAAACAGGUGUCGAUGUGACCCCUAAGGCUAAACCAGGCCCUUCAACCGACCCGACAACCCAGAGAGGUGAUAAGAUGGGUGUCGAUAACGAUUCUACCCCGAAACAGCAGAAGGUGGCCCCCCAAGCAGGGGCUUCUGAGCGUAGCCAGCCAGCAGACAGCCAUCCACCGCAACAGCAAGUGGUUAGCAAUACAGGGGGCCUUGUCAUCAUUGACCGAGAUGGAUCUUGCUCGGUCGAAAGGAUGAUGGCCAGGGCUAAAAAGGAGACAGCAGUGGAUGGCCUUCUGAAAUUGAUGAAAACUACGGCUGAGUAUGACGGGCUGGACGAAUGGAGUGGUUGA
Molecule: messenger RNA, 1098 nt
Organism: Microsporum canis CBS 113480
Lineage: Eukaryota; Fungi; Ascomycota; Eurotiomycetes; Onygenales; Arthrodermataceae
Exons: 3
Coding region: 1-1098 (365 amino acids)
Source: RefSeq, a predicted model, not a curated record